AUGGCAAAGAUAUUUGAACAACCAUCAACAUCUAGCUCACUUGUGUUGGCUGCACUGUCAUGGAUCAUUGUGUUUGGAGCACUCCAACUCAAUGCUGCAUUCUUCAGGUCAUCUCCACCAUACACCAUCCUCGGUGGAUUCCUAGGUUCAUUCCUAUUCUUCUUCUUCAUCACUUUCAUUGGUAACCUUAAGAAGGAGAUCAAGUGGGUAGAGACAUUGAUUGGUCUGUUCAUUACAUAUUUGGUCAGCACAUCUGUGCACAGAGUGUCAGGAACUACAAGCAUCCUCUUCUCAAUUGGUAUCAUCUAUUAUCUCAACAACAUGUCAAAGAGCAUCAAUGACAGACUUGAGGAUGCCAACACUGCCAAGCCCCAAAGAAGAUAA
Molecule: messenger RNA, 384 nt
Organism: Acytostelium subglobosum LB1
Lineage: Eukaryota; Evosea; Eumycetozoa; Acytosteliales; Acytosteliaceae
Exons: 3
Coding region: 1-384 (127 amino acids)
Source: RefSeq, a predicted model, not a curated record